AUGAUUAAAAUGAAUGAUGCUAAAGAAAACUCUGGUUUUAAAAGUUAUAUAGGAGAAUCGGAACUAGAAUCAAUUAGUUUGGAUGAUAUACAACGAACAAAAAUUUUAGAAGGGGAAACUAUUGUCCAUGAGGAACCCAAAGUACUUCUUUAUGUACCUCUUAGUGAUAGAAAGACAUGUAUUAAUGGUAUCUUAGCAGUGACCACUUUUAAGCUCUCAUUUAUGAGUGCAGAGGAGCAAGAGUCUAAUUGCUACCAGCAGAAUCUUUUAUUAGGUGUAAAUGAUAUAUGUCUGUCUUCCAUUGAUGUUAUUUAUCAACUAGGGGAUAGAACCAAGAAGAAACUUUUACCGGGACAAAAUGUUACAGGGAAGGUCAAAGAAAUACUUAUAAUUUGUAAAAAUAUGAGGAGUUUUGAGUUUAGUUUUAAACAUAGUUCAAAAGAAAGUGGGAAGAAAAUAGUCAAUGCUUUGCUACACCAUGCAUACCCAAAAAGGCAUUCAUUAUUAUUUGCUUAUGAUUAUAACGACCCUUAUGUAAAUAACGCUUUAAACAGGGAAGCCCGAUUUUUCGACAAAAAGGCAGAUUGGGAAAAAGAACUGAAACGAACGAAAUGUCAAAACUGGAGGAUAUCUCAAGUGAAUUUCAAUUAUCAGAUAUCUCCUUUGUUAAUAGAAACCCUUAUUAUUCCACAAUCAGUAACAGACAAAAUUAUUGAGGAUACAGUUGGAAAGUUCCGGAACAGGUUUUGUCCGUUGUGGGUAUGGGGUACAAGUAAAGGAGCAGCUCUAGUCAGAAUGGCAGAUCUUCUUCCGACUAUUUCAGAUCGGACAGAAGAAAAUAUACUUCUUGAACAUAUACGUAAGAGUCAUCCAGCCAUAAAAGAACCACACAUAAUCGAUCUCUCAUCGCCUACUCCCAAAGAUAUCCAAACCAGUUAUUUGAAACUUAGAGACCUGUGCACACCCGAUAGUACGAGGGUGUUUAAGAAUCAAGAUUUUAAAUUCUAUGGCCUUUUGGAUAGUACAAAGUGGCUCUUGUAUGUGUCUACUUGUUUGACGAAGGCACUCGAGGCAGCUGAUUAUCUUAAUACACAUGAAUCCACAGUAGUACUUCAAGAAGGUAAUGGACAAGAUUUAAAUUGCGUAGUAUCUAGCCUAACGCAAUUAAUACUCGAUCCGUAUUUCCGAACGAAAUUUGGCUUCCAGUCUCUCAUCCAAAAAGAAUGGGUCGCUUUAGGACACCCAUUCUCUAAUAGACUUGGUCACAUUUUAUGUAAAGAAAUAGAACCUUCGCCCAUAUUUCUAUUAUUUCUAGACUGUGUCUGGCAGCUUUUGCAACAAUUUCCACAAGCUUUCCAGAUAAGCGAAACUUAUCUAACGACGCUUUGGGAUUCAGCACACAUUUCUAUAUUUGAUACGUUUUUGUUCAACAGCCCGCAUGAUAGAUUUAUGGCCGAAACGGGAUCUUUAAUUUUAAGAAGUGUUUGGGAUUGGAGAGAGCAGUUUGCGGAUAAAGACAUCAUUCUCUUUUGCAAUCCCUUAUACGAUGACAGCUUCCGUGAGCCUAUUAAACCCAAUACAGGUCUAUCUUCUAUGGAAAUAUGGUUACAAUGUUAUUUUAGGUGGUUACCAGAUUUAGAAAUUCGCACCGGAGGUAGACCGCAAAUAGACUUAUUUAGUCGGUAUCUAGUCGCAGAAAUACUGCAAACACAGCAAAACCCGACGGAUAUUAAUGGCAAGCUGAACAAAAGCAAAGAGCAGUAUUUCGAAUUAAUUCAAAAAGUUAACAGUUUCUUCCCUUUUAGCCAUAAUUCUAGUCUGUUGUCGGGAGACGCUACUAAUAGCGUUCUUUUGACAGGAGACGUUUUGGAUACGCAAUCCAUACUUAAUUUUACUAACGAUUGA
Molecule: messenger RNA, 1905 nt
Organism: Diabrotica balteata
Lineage: Eukaryota; Metazoa; Arthropoda; Insecta; Coleoptera; Chrysomelidae
Source: the annotation of a GenBank genome assembly